Messenger RNA from Meriones unguiculatus (Mongolian gerbil), 1396 nucleotides. It is a transcript of the gene Tagln2, whose product is annotated as transgelin 2. Bases 167 to 766 code for a protein of 199 amino acids. The transcript has 5 exons. Gene Ontology annotation, molecular function: protein binding. NCBI's taxonomy places the organism in Eukaryota, Metazoa, Chordata, Mammalia, Rodentia, Muridae. The record is from RefSeq and is a predicted model, not a curated record.
GGUGUAGGAGAACUGUGGCUGGACGGGCUCCUCUAGCCUUCUAAUUUAGAGCAGUAGUCGGGGACAGCGCCUCAUUUCUAAACUCCUCCCAGUUUCUCCUUCUGCGGCUGAGGCUACACCUCAGAUUGCAGGCCAAGCUCUUCACCGUCACCACCGCUUAUUCAGAAUGGCCAACAGGGGACCUUCAUACGGCCUGAGCCGGGAGGUGCAGCAGAAGAUCGAGAAGCAGUACGAUGCGGAUCUGGAGCAGAUCCUGAUCCAGUGGAUCACCACUCAGUGCCGAAAUGACGUAGGCCGGCCCCAGCCUGGGCGGGAGAACUUCCAGAACUGGCUCAAGGAUGGCACGGUGCUGUGUGAGCUUAUUAACUCGCUAUACCCCGAGGGGCAGGCCCCAGUAAAGAAGAUCCAGGCCUCCACCAUGGCCUUCAGGCAGAUGGAGCAAAUCUCUCAGUUCCUGCAGGCAGCUGAGCGCUACGGCAUCAACACCACUGACAUCUUCCAGACUGUGGAUCUCUGGGAAGGAAAGAACAUGGCUUGUGUGCAGCGGACACUAAUGAACCUGGGUGGGCUGGCAGUAGCCAGGGACGAUGGGCUUUUCUCUGGGGAUCCCAACUGGUUUCCUAAGAAAUCCAAGGAGAACCCUCGGAACUUCUCGGACAACCAGUUGCAAGAGGGCAAGAAUGUGAUUGGGUUGCAGAUGGGCACCAACCGUGGAGCAUCUCAGGCUGGCAUGACUGGCUACGGGAUGCCUCGCCAGAUCCUCUGAUCACACACCCCUCUCCUGCCCCUGCCCUCCAUGAAUGGUUAAUAUAUAUGUAUAUAUAUGUUUUAGCAAUGACAUUCCCUGAGAGCCCCUGGAUCGCUAAGCUCCCCUCUGCCAGGGUGGGCUCCUAUCUUGUCACCUCUGGCAGUGCUUGAUGCUUGUCUCUCUCUCUCUCUCUCUCUCUGGGCUUACUAAUACAUUCCUUCCCCACAAACAUCAAAACUGGACCAACUUUCCCCCUGGGACCAAAGCUUCCUUUCCCCAGCAUGUUUCUGCUUUUCUGACCUCUGUGAUUUCACCCCAUUCUUUGGCUAGGAGUCUAAGAUCCUGCCCUGUGCCCCAACACUCACUGACCUCCUUUCUACAAGUACACCUCUCCUACAGCUGUGGCUCAAGGGACUUAAUUUAUAGGGAGGGCCUGUGGCUGUCACUGCAGCCACAGCUGGGCUUUACUUACCACACAUCUGGGCAGCUUUCCCUAGCAGAGGCCCUUUUGGCUUCUUCUUUUCCAUUCCUCUCACUGUGGCUAAGGGGUGGAGCAGAGGAGACAGAGGUAGAAGAGCUACUCACCAUGGUCUGGGCCUUGAGGAACACGAAUUUGCUGAUUCUAAAUAAAGAAUCUCGUUCUUUUUA